Molecule: messenger RNA, 2192 nt
Organism: Oryzias melastigma (Indian medaka)
Lineage: Eukaryota; Metazoa; Chordata; Actinopteri; Beloniformes; Adrianichthyidae
Gene: creb3l4
Product: cAMP responsive element binding protein 3-like 4
Exons: 10
Coding region: 157-1308 (383 amino acids)
Biological process (GO): regulation of transcription by RNA polymerase II
Cellular component (GO): nucleus
Molecular function (GO): RNA polymerase II cis-regulatory region sequence-specific DNA binding; DNA-binding transcription factor activity, RNA polymerase II-specific
Source: RefSeq, a predicted model, not a curated record
CUACGUCACAGCAGCAGAGGAAGAGGAGGAGCUUGUGCUGCCAGCUGAACUUCCGCCUUUCCUCCGGGAGACCUGUUGCGGUUCGUGUGGGCCAGUCUGGCUUUGUGGAUCCGCUCAUGUAGACCGGAACCGACGGCGGACUAACAGUGUUCGGUGAUGGAUGCAGAGAGCGGUCAGCUGUUCGUGCCAGCAGAAACCGGGCCGCGGCUCGUCGGCGCCGACCUCAUCUUCAGCGCCUCAGAGGAGCCCCUGCAGGACUGGGUGGUGGACCCCGACAGCGCACUGAAUGACAGCGAACCAGAGGACGUCCUCCACGCCGUCGACCCGAACGAGGUGUUUGGGGGCGUGGCCCCGGCUGACCCCUCCUCAGAGAGUGACAGCGGCGUGUCCGAGGACAGCCCCGUCGCCCCGGCAACAGCCUUCCCCUCAGCCACCGUCUACCAGGUGGUUUAUGACAUCAGCGGGCUGGGCGGGGCCAAGCCCGGUCCCGCGGACGACAACGUGAUCUCCAUCGAGCUCGAUGGGUGGAGCUCUCAGCUGCUGCUCUCCGACUCCUGCCUGCUCAAGCAGCUCCCGCUGGUCCCGGCAGCCGGACCGGGCGCUCUGAGCGGCGCCGACCCCCCCAGCCCCGACGAAGACGCGCUGCAGCUGACGGAGGAGGAGCAGAAGCUGCUGAGUCAGGAGGGGGUCUCCCUGCCCAACAACCUGCCCCUCACCAAGGCGGAGGAGCGGGUCCUGAAGAAGGUCCGCCGGAAAAUCCGCAACAAGCAGUCAGCCCAGGACAGCCGGCGCCGCCGGAAGGAGUACAUCGACGGGCUGGAGAGCAGGGCGGCGGCGUGUUCGGCGCAGAACAGAGACCUGCAGAGGAAGGUGGAGCAGCUGGAGAAACACAACAGCUCCCUGCUGGCUCAGCUUCAGCAGCUUCAGACCUUCAUCCGGCAGACGGUCAGCAGAGGAGCUCAGACCAGCACCUGCCUACUGAUCAUCCUGGUGUCUCUGGCUCUGAUCGUCAUGCCGAGCUUCAGCCCGUUUAGCCGCCGGCCCACCGCGGACGAGGAGUACCGGCCCACAGGAGUCAUCUCCAGAACCAUCCUAACCGACCCCUCGGCGACCGCAGACGAUGGCCGCCUUCCUGACGCAUUGCCGCCGGAUUCCAGCCAAUCAGGAGCUCCGGGGGAGGCGGGUGUUCUCCAGGAGCCAACAGGAAACGCAGACUUUAACGAGGGGCGGAGCCAGUCAAUGAACACCUCGGCGAAACAGGAAGACGGUCAUGACGGUUCCAAGUCAGCCCAUGCCGAUGAGAUGUAGAAAUCCAGGAGAAGCUUUGGUUCUGUUCAGCAGAAUGGGAGCAGAACAUCCGGGUCAGAACUCUGUAGAACUUACUGAAGGUCCAGGCUGGUCCGGACUGAGGAGAACCAGAGAACAUCUUCUGUCUGUGUGGGCCGUUCCUGUUUGUGACCUCCAACCAGAACCAGCGCCGUGCUUCUAAAGCGGGCCGACACCACCCGAGGAAAUGUGUCUUCAGGUGGAGGUUCUGAUCACAGAAAGAGUUCUGGUGGAGGAGGGGAUCCGAUGCUCCACGAGGUUCUGCAAACAUGUUUCAGAUGUAAAUAAAGACGGUGGUUCUGAAGAACUUCUGGGUUUUCAGGCUGAGAAGAUUGUGGUUGGAGCUGAAGGGUCCGGCGGGUCUGCUGGAUCCUCCUGCUGGUGCUGCAGGUCAGAACAUCAGGUCUGUCUGGUUCCUCUCCCCGUCAUGAAAACGGAUCCUGGUCCCAGAACGAAUCGGACCGCCGUCUGCAGGAAGUCAUGUGAUCAGAGCGAGGUCACAGCAGGUCAGGUGAAAUGUAAACCUGUGGGAUCUUUGGAAGGUCCUGGACCGGAACCGGAUCUUCAGUCUGAGGAUCCAGACGGUCUCAUGCAGGACCGCAUGUGGCCUCCAGGGGGAGCUCCAGCUCCACAUCUGCAGAGCAGCUCAGGUUCCUGUGACGUCAUGAAGGUUCAGGUUCAUGAGGUGAUCAGAGAUCUGGAGGAGAACGGUUCCGGUCCAGGUUCUGCUCCUCCAGAAUCCUCCCUCGGAGUUCGGGUUCUGCCGGUCUUUGGUCGUCUUGAAGGUUCUGGUCUUCAGUGGAGAAAGUCUGCCGGACCUGUCCAGAACCUUCAGGAGAAUUUUCAAUAAAGUGGUGUUGCUGUGA